AUGAACUCCUCGAAACUCCGGUUAAGCAACAAUAACAUCAAGAAGGCCAUUGUUUUCAUUUGGACCGCAAGUGUUCUAAUUUCCUUCCCACAAUUCGUCCUUAAAGAGUGGAGCGAGGAACAUAACACAUGUGUUGGUCCGUGGACUUUACGCAUGAAUCUAGCAAGCAAAAUUUAUAUACUUAUAAAUUCUUCAAUUUACAUUAUACAAUCGGCAAUCAUGUUUUUCUGCUAUGGAUCAUUGAUAAGGGGACUUUACUUUACUGCUACAAUUUGCUCAGAAAAUGAUGACGAAGGAAACUCGGAGAAAAAGAAGCUGGUUGGGACAUUUCUCCUAGCGACUUUAGGGUUUUUGAUCGGUUAUGAGUCAUAUGUAGUUUUCGUCAUACUUGUUGCUUUGGGAGAUAACAAACAAAUUUAUGACUCAGAACUAUACUCUGUUAUUGGAGCCGUAUUACCAUUUUUGUUUGACUUAACUUUAUGUCUUAACCCAAUUUUGUACGCUUUUCGUAGUUCAAGCUACCAACAAGAGUUUAAACGCCUACUGAUAUGCAAGAAACCGACACCGAACAAUGAUAUUGAGAUGUGGUAAGAGAGAGGAACACCUUUAAACUAUUUCUCUUUGCGUAGUUCAUAUCUCUGUGAUUUUAUUCUAAGUAGUGGUAGUUAUAAUAAAUUUUUCACUGCAAUAAUCUGUAAUAAAUUUUGCUCAUAAUAAAAAACUAUAUCACUAGUAUUAUAUAACAAUAUAUAGUAAAUCGACUGCAUACCCCAUCAUCAUCAUUGUCAUCGUUGGUGUUAUACAGAAUGUAAAAGUAAAUUACAGAAGCAAAAACGAAAAACAUACCAUGAGAUUAUUUACCUUCCACUGACUUUUUUUUUGUCCUGCUUCCAAUAUGGGAAAGGUACAAGUAAGGCAGUUUAUGCAUUUUUACUACUGAUAACUCUCUGUGUUAGGGAGGAAUAAAUUCCAGUUUGGGCUUUGUUUUUCACAUUGGUCAUUGUUAUCUGUCAAAGCCAUAACAAAAAGAAAUACACUUUUGUACUGGUCGACAGUGAGAUAACAAACGGGAGUUCAAUAACAAUGAAAAUUCAAUGAAAAAGAAGAAGUAACAGCAUGCUUUUAGGCAGAAAUAGUGCUGGUAGGAUUAUGGGCACUUCUUUGUAAAGGCGUAGGAACAUCCUCCCUUCAAUGUCACAGUUUCGUGGUUGCAGUGACUCGGGGAUCAUUGGCGACUUUUUUAUUCAAGCCAUGGAUGUGAACAGCCACUUUUUCCAUUACUGACAUGGGAUGACCGUAUUUAUACGAGGAGUCAUAAUUACAGUAGUUGUGGUAGUCAAGUGGACCUACUUCCCACGCCCGGCCGUCUCUGUUUAUCAACGGGUCACAAACCAAGCCUUCCCACAAUGUCUGUGGAUCAAACAAGAAGUGUCAUUUCCCAAACUAUGAUUUCGUCUUUCGAGUUUGAUUUCCCGCAAAACACCUAGCCUGAGAUCAUGCCCUCUCCCUAUUAUCCCUUUAUGUCUCGAGCCACAGAAGCAAAAAAAAGGGAAAAAAUGACACCUGAUCUCAGUUUACAAAACACCCCACGGGACCCUCACUGAAGGAUAAUACACUGUCCGCUUAACAAGUAUCCACAUGCAAAUUUUUCGGACUGAUCUCCAUACAUUUACUUGAAAAAUAAGUUGAGAAAACUUUUUUUAAAACGAUCAAAGCAGGACUGUGGGUUGGGUUAUAUGAAAAGCUUAAGGAAGAAACGACCUGACCGAAAACAGUCCGGUGUAUAAUUAUAGAAGUUAAUAAUAACUAAGGCGUCUGUUAGUAUUAAAAGAAUGACGCUGGUAACUGGGCAAGAAGGCAGUUUUUGCAGUAUGGAGAAAAUUAUUUGUUAGUAUGCAGAAAAGUUGUUAUGCCGAAAAAAGGGAAGGGAAUUAAGAUACCGUAAAAUACGGAAAAUAAGCCCAGGGGCUUCUAUUUUCCAAAGGCCCCUUUUGAGGGGCUUAUUUUUGGAGGGGCUUGCAUUGGGAGGGGCUUAUUUACCGAGGAAAAUUUGCGGUUCAAAAUCGAUUAGGCUAGCUUAUAGUUGGAAGGAAUUUUACCGUUUUUUCUUUGUUUUACUUUGUAUUUGAGGACACUGUUUUCAAGUACAAGUCCCCGGGGGCUUAUAUUGGGAGGGGUCAUUUAACGAAACGUUUUUUGCGUUACGUUUUUGAGGGGCUUAUAUUUGGAGGGGCUUAUUUUCGGAAUUCUACGGUAUGGGGAGGACCAAAGACAGGUGUAUGGCUAUUUAUAACUGACUUCAUAACGCGCUUUUAAUUAUAAAUUGUCAGUAGUCUUUUUAUUACGUGAGACGUCCAUGCAAUUGCAUGGUGGCCAAUUAUUUAACUGCAUGGUCGAAUGGUAUUAAUGGAUCUAUUUCACAUUAUCUUAGUAAUAAUGUAAACUACCUCAAUUUGUCGCUUGUCUACUAAGUCAUAUGCAUACAAUGAAAAAUAACUAACCAGACCGAUAACCCUUAUGAAAAAACAGAAAAACCUGAAGCACUAAUCAUGGUCGAAACCGAUAGCCUAAGUUUUGUCUUGUCUUGCUGUUCCAUACCAUUUUACAUCAGUGGACUCAUCGGAAAUGUGUUGGUCAUUCGAAUCGUACACAAAACAAUGGAGAUGCACACCCCUACAAAUUAUCUUUUAGCUAGCAUGGCCGUUAGUGAUGUCUUCACCAUAAUAAUGAUUGCAGCUCACAGGUUUGCCUUCAGUCAACAUAUACUUGGUGAAAAAUUCGCGCACUUGGUUUGCAAGGCAUCGCUCGUCAUUACAACCUUCAUUACAAUUUUCGCAAUAGUUUCUUCCACUACUCUUACUGUGCUAGCAGUUGAAAGAUACAACGCUUUGCUGAAGCCUUUAAGAACGGGAUUGCAAUUAAGUGAAGACAAUAUAAAAAAGGCCAUCGCUCUCAUUUGGGUGAUAAGUGUUUUUGUAUCCAUCCCGAAUGCCUUCUCUCAAGAAUUCGAUCGAAUCAAUCGCGUUCGUUCAGGAUGUGUUAGCCAACGGGAUUCAAUUAUCAAUCUAGUGUGGAAGAUUUACUUGAUUGUAUUUAACGCUAUUUUUUUGAUACAAUCGGUAGUCAUGGUUUUUUGCUAUGGUUCCUUGAUCAGAGGUCUCUACUUCACCAACACAGUUUGCCCAGAAAAUGAAACCACUGAUGGCGAGAGAAGCUCGGAGAAGAAAAAAGUUGUUAUCACAUUCCCUCUAGCGACUCUCGGGUUUUUGAUCGGUUAUGUACCUUGUGUGGCUUUCCACAUUGUUGUUGCAUUUCAGACCAACGCGAAUAUAGAUAUCAACCUGUACUCUCAUCUCCAGAAUGCGUUUCGUCUUAUGUUUAGCUGCAGUCUAUGUUUAAAUCCACUUGUUUACGCUUUUCGAAGUGCCCACUUUAGAGAGGGCUUUAAACGCGUUCUAACAACUUGUUGGAAGCCAACACCACAGGAUGACGACGUUCACUGA
Porites lobata is the source of this 3503-nucleotide messenger RNA. Lineage: Eukaryota; Metazoa; Cnidaria; Anthozoa; Scleractinia; Poritidae. The record is from the annotation of a GenBank genome assembly.